Aedes aegypti (yellow fever mosquito) is the source of this 1852-nucleotide messenger RNA. RefSeq names its product insulin-like growth factor-binding protein complex acid labile subunit. Gene Ontology annotation, cellular component: extracellular matrix. The record is from RefSeq and is a predicted model, not a curated record. Bases 12 to 1616 code for a protein of 534 amino acids. Gene Ontology annotation, molecular function: protein binding. NCBI's taxonomy places the organism in Eukaryota, Metazoa, Arthropoda, Insecta, Diptera, Culicidae. The transcript has a single exon.
UCCCCGCAAAAAUGACGCUCAUCAUGUCGUGGCUCUUCAUCCUGGCGCUGAUCGUGCCAGAUCUAUCGUCCAGUCUCCUGCACUGUCCCCACCGAUGUCACUGCGACGACGAAAAGCUGGACGUCAACUGCGAGGAAGGCCACCUGGACGUGGUCCCAAUCGCGCUGAACCCUUCCAUCCAACGGUUGGUGAUCCGGAACAACAAAAUCCGCAUCAUCGACUCGUCGAUGCAGUUCUAUUCGGAACUAACGCUGCUGGAUUUGAGCUAUAACUAUCUGUUCAACAUUCCGGAUAGGACAUUCGCGCGGCAGAAUAAGCUUCAACAGCUGCACUUGAACCACAAUAAGAUCAGCGUGGUGUCGAAUAGGACAUUUGUGGGAUUGGGCGAUCUGUUGGUGCUGAAUUUGAGGGGGAACCUGAUCGAUCAAAUCGAACCGAUGACCUUCACUCCGCUGGUGAAUCUGGAAGAGCUGAAUUUAGGACAAAACAGGAUUAGCACCGUUGGACUGUCAGCAAAAGCGCUUCUGGGAUUGAUGGAUUUGAAAAUUUUAUACCUUGAUGACAAUCGGUUGGAAGUGAUACCUUCGGAAGAAACUUUUGAACCGGUGAAUAAGUUGGCGGAACUGUACAUUGGUACGAACUCGUUGAAGGCACUGCGAGAUGGAGCAUUUCAAGUGCUUUCAGAAUUGACACUACUGGAUGUGAGAAGUUCUCUGUUGAGCAAUGUUAGUGCCGAGACGUUUGCAGGAAUUGAAAAUCUUAAAAGUCUUAAUCUUGCGGAUAAUCGAUUCGAAAGGAUUCCAUCGAAAGCGUUGAUGGUGUUGAAGCGGUUGGAGGAGUUAUCGAUUGGACAGAACUACUUCGAGACUGUGUCGGCAAACUCAUUUAGAGGAUUAUCAAACUUGAAACGAUUUGAGCUGCGAGGCUCAUUGUACUUGAGGAAAAUCGAGAAAGCAGCAUUUCAUACUAACACAAACCUAGAAAGCAUUGCAAUCGAAUCGAAUAAGGCGCUGCACGACCUGGAGGAGGCAACCUUUGCCGGAUUACUAUUUCUGAAGCAUUUGAGCUUGCGGAAUAACGGCUUCGAGCGGUUGGAUGAGAACAUGUUUUCCUGGAACAGUUUGCGUACGCUGGACAUUUCGGAUAAUCCGAUAAAUUGUGAUUGCUACUAUUCUAAGUUGUUGCACCGGUUGCAAACGUCCAGCAGGAUUAGCUACAACGCAACCGGCUGCCCGCACCAUCUGCCCGACCAGUGGGAGUGCGAGUACAUUUUGGACAAGAACAAGAAUCUGAUAUCGGUGCUGGUGCUGGCGGUGGCCAUCGUAACAGCAAUAGCCCUCACCUUCUACCGCUUCCGGGGUCUCCUUCGAGAGUACGUGCACAACGGGUGCAAGAACAAAACUCACGGUGGAACGAGCGGCAGUGGGGUCGGUACCAUUCCUAGAACCAAUAUCAACAGCGUGGACUACGAGAAGGCCAUCACCGAGGAUGAUUACGUGAUCCGGCAGAGCAAUUUGUACAGCAACCAGGUACAACCGAUUCUCAAUGGCUACCCGGCGUACAUGCAGCAGGAUAAUGUCUACUACAACAAGCCGCUCCCGAUUACCGAGUUAUAGUAUUGAAAGCUAGUCGAGUGUGAUGUCAGUUUGUAAAUUAAUUUGCGCUAAUCCCUUUCGCUUUCGGGCUCUCUCUGUCGGAAAUCGGCCUCCCCUCUAGACUGCACCGUAGAUGGGUGAGCCUUUGAGGCGAAGUUUUCCUGCAAUCGAUAUGUCGGAGCUAGUCUAAACAGUAUUACAAACCAUUUGCAAAUACACAGUCAUGGCAAAACGAUCCACAUGCCAGCCAUGUCGCA